GUCGUGAAAUUACUAUGUAAAUGGCCAUCGAGAUAACGGGGAGUUCUGUCAUCGUAUUGAUCACAUGGAACAAGCAGAUAGCCACAUGGUCCAUGGAUCUAACAACCACGCGACGGUUUGUGGAAGCAAUCAUGUAUAUUGAACUUCUAGGUGGAGGCCCUAGACACGCAGAUGGCUAACGUUACCGACGUGGAGGAGAUCGUUCUGAACUGGGCCUGGAACAGUUUUCUCAAGACCCGAGGCGCCGACUACAAGAAACUCAAGUUCGAGGACGUUAAAAUGGAGGUGAACUGGACUCGAGUGAAAUUCACGCCCAGCAUGCCUGAGUAUUCCGAUGGAAAGAUGGUGGAUCAGCCAAAUUCCAAAAUAGUGUUCACGUCGACAUUCCUCAACAAUACAAACUGCGAGCAGGAGCACUCAUUCACGACAGAACGCACUACCGUUUGUACAGCGACCACGUGCAUCUCCAAGGGUUACACGCAGGGCUUCCAUCUAGAACUAAAAGUAGGACUUCCGGAAGAAGUGGCGGCCGCUACCGCCGGAUUCGGCCGCGAGGUUAACGUUGACCGCACGGACGAGCAUACAACAGAAACGGUGAUCACAUGGUCUGUUAACAGUAACGUGAAGGUGCCACAGAAUACUAAAGCAAUUGCAAAAAUGGAGGUAAAAGAGAAAGAGUUCACGGGGAAAUUUAAAUUGACUGUGAGCAUUCGCGGAAUGGUUAUUGUGACAUUCACAAAUCUCAGAGAAAAUAAUUCCUUUAUUCACUCGUCUGAAGGCGAUAUUUCUCAGAUACUCCGCGAUGCCAAACGGGAGGGGUACAAAAUCGAGGGGAAAACCGCCAUCUGGGAAGUGGAGGGGACUUCGAAGUUCCGGUUCGGGGUGGAACAGGAAGUGCAUCUGGACCAGGAGCCACUGUAGUGUGAUACAAGAAACAGUCACAUGAUAGCCUUUCUGGACGGGUAUGAGUUAACCUGGGUACGAGGCGAUAGUCGAUUACUGAACAGUGACCACUGUGAUAUGAUAAAGGAAUAGAAAAAAUGUUUUUAUGAUAAAAAUGUGCGUAGAAACAUGAUCACAACGUGACAUUUAACUUGGUACAAUACUUAGUUCAUAUUAGCAGGUAAGAAUGCAUUUAAAAUAUUUUGUGGACAUAUACAUGUUUUCUACGUAUUCCUAUUUGGAUAAAAUUGCAUACAUUUGUAUAAAUAAAUAAAUGUAUUUUCAUACAAUUU
Dreissena polymorpha is the source of this 1235-nucleotide messenger RNA. RefSeq lists its product as uncharacterized. The record is from RefSeq and is a predicted model, not a curated record. Lineage: Eukaryota; Metazoa; Mollusca; Bivalvia; Myida; Dreissenidae. The transcript has 2 exons. The coding region runs from base 172 to 921 and encodes 249 amino acids.